Messenger RNA from Folsomia candida, 4060 nucleotides. Its product is annotated as somatostatin receptor type 2. The coding region runs from base 1131 to 2561 and encodes 476 amino acids. Gene Ontology annotation, cellular component: neuron projection; membrane. Gene Ontology annotation, biological process: G protein-coupled receptor signaling pathway. NCBI's taxonomy places the organism in Eukaryota, Metazoa, Arthropoda, Collembola, Entomobryomorpha, Isotomidae. The transcript is spliced from 15 exons. Gene Ontology annotation, molecular function: peptide binding; neuropeptide Y receptor activity. The record is from RefSeq and is a predicted model, not a curated record.
CAGAAUCCAGUCUGAGUUAGAACCCCCUCGAUCCACUCGCUGCCCUUUCUCGCUCCUCAAAAAAUGAGCCAGUCUCAACUUUCACUUGAAAGCAGAAAACCCAAAGAGAAAGUUUCCUUUAUUUCCACGACCUGCCAAGACGGCCGUGUUCUAAAACAAUUGAAUAUAACAACCUCCUCGUUUGAAUUGCAUUACAUUACGCAACCUAAAAUCUAAAACAAGGCGAAUUUUUGUGUGGAGGAGUAAAAGCAAAAUUUUUCGUGACAAGUGUCAAGACUGCGAAAGACAGAUUUUGUUUAUCCACCAACCAGUUACGCUGAGAGAAGAAGAAAGCGUACUUCACAAAAAAAGUUGUGUUUGACGAUUUUGUGACAUUGAGAUUUAAAUUGAAUAAGAAAAUCUUGAUUUUCUUGUGACGAAUAUAAUAAUUUUCUCAAAAACAUUGUCACCAUUCGCAGAUGUAAAUGAAAGGCAGAAAGUGAGACCGCGUCUCAGAUUUCCUUCGCAUUUCUUCUCGACUCGUGUCAAACACAGUGGGCGAGACUUUGACGGAUUCAUUAAUCUUGAAUUUCAAUAAUAUUGCAAUCUGAUCCCUGACUGACUGGCUGGCACUUUUUUCUCGCACUUUGUCAAAACUCGGAAUUGUCGCAUCCCACCCAGAGACGAGAAACUGCGACGUGUCUCAAUUUCGGCAUCAUCAAAGACCGACUCAAGUGAAGGAACAUGCUGCAGAACAAAUUUCCAGAUCGAGCCAUCCCAUCUUAAGAAGAGGAAGAGGAAGGGAAAAACAUCCGAUCUGGUGAUUACUCACGGAGACUGAGUCCAUUUAAAAAUCAGGAGGAAACUAACUUGAGAUUGCUUUCAUCCAUGAGCAUUCUUUGUUACGCGAUUCCGUUUACCACUUUGGCUGAGACCUUUCUGGACUGGAUAUUUGCUACCUACUGCAUAUUUGAUGGGCCGUUGAAAGCUUUUGGUGGCGAUACUCUCUGGAGACGACGAUGAUGUGAAGUGACGUUGAUUUACUCCAAGGCUUUCUCAAUAUUGAAGCAUCAGAACAGUCAGCGAUGAGCUGAGCUGAGAAACCACUCGAGAAAUACUUGCUGCUUGUGAAAUUACUUCUUCUCAGGAAAAUGAAUGAAUCUCACGUCCUCCUUCCGGUGGAUUACCACGUCCACUCCCACAUCCAAGAAAUGAUGGCCAACUGUUCCCUGUCGGACCCCAACUCGACUUAUUUUCAUGAAAACUGCGAACCCACGGGGUCCGGUCAACCAUGGUGGAUUCACAUGAUUGUACAAAUUCUUUACGGGAUUGUGUGCUGCGUGGGCUUGUGUGGCAACAGUUUGGUCAUCUAUGUCGUCGUCAGGUUCUCCAAGAUGCAGACAGUGACGAAUCUCUACAUCGUUAAUUUGGCUAUCGCAGACGAGUGUUUCCUCGUCGGCAUCCCUUUCCUGAUGACGACAAUUGGCUUAGGGUACUGGCCCUUUGGCAAUAUUGUAUGCAAAGCGUACUUCACCUCGACUUCCAUCAACCAAAUAACCAGUUCCAUGUUUCUCCUGAUUAUGUCUGCGGAUCGAUAUUUGGCAGUUUGUCAUCCAAUCAGUGCUCCAAAAUGGAGGACACCGCUGAUCGCCAAAUUUACAGCUUUGACUGCUUGGACUCUCUCAGCCCUGAUCAUGGUUCCCAUCUACAUGUACGCAAACACUCUGGAAAUUGACAACAAGAUCAACUGCAACAUAUUUUGGCCCAGUUCGGAAACGUGGACGGGAGAAUCGAUCUUUAUCGUGUAUUCAUUCAUCAUCAGUUUCGCUGUUCCCCUCACCCUUAUCAUGAUCUUCUAUGUCUUCGUAAUCUUGAAACUGAAAACUGUGGGUCCAAAACGGCGUCCACCUCCGACGCCGUCGAACCAGAAUUUGCCAUCCUCCGCCGCCACACCCACAAUUGCUCUCUCUGCUGAUCGGAAACAUUCCGCUGACCCGGUCCCACCACCGGCUCCGUUGGUCAACCACCUGACCCCGCAACAAGCUUCGAGGGCCAGAGACAGGAAAAGAUCACAUCGCAAAGUUACCAAAUUGGUCCUCACCGUCAUCACAGUCUACUUUGUUUGCUGGGCUCCGUACUGGGCCACUCAGUUAACCCUGAUUUUCAUGCCACACGACUCAAAUCAUUCCGAGACCAUGUUGACGCUAUUUCUUCUCGCUGGUUGCUUCUCAUACUCGAAUUCCACAAUGAAUCCAAUUCUGUACGCGUUCCUGUCGGACAACUUCAAGAAAAGUUUUCUCAAGGCAUGCACCUGCGCCAAGGGACAGUUCUUUGGAUGGAGAUCUCCGCCGCCAGUGGAAAUUACUCAGGCCACGACUGUCGAGCAGUCCAGUCCUGGACGAGAGUCCGUCCAUGCCGUCGGAGUCGUCGGUGGUGGCGGCGAGGAGGGGAAAGAAGUUUGGGACGAUUUGGAUCUAGAUUUGGAAGAUGAGGGGUGCUUAGCAUUGGGAAUGGAUUUUCAAAAGGACAUCCCACUCGUCCUCUUGUCUCAACCGCAACAACAGCAAAAUCAACAUUUCUAAAAGCGUGACUAUGUUGGCAAUGAUAUGUUAAUGAGAUAUAUAAGAAACUGGAGAUGGAGAAAGUGUGGGUGGGUGGUCAGACAGACAGAUACCGGUUUCUUCUCCCACUUUCUCCAACCAGACAGACUUAUGUAAUAGUGUAGUCACGUGGAGGAGGAAAAAAUCGAAACAACAUUAAGUUUGUACAUACAUAAUUAUAACUUUAAUUAGUAAUUUAACUAGAAAAUUUUUAGUAUGUACAUAUAAUUUGAGGUCACAUUUUCUUGUCACGUGCAUACAAACAUAUUUCACCAAACCAAAUUAGUAUACGCCUUUAAAUGUUAUUUUCGUCGCUUCCCCAAGGAGUGGAAUUGAGGAGUGCAAAUUUUCCUAUCUACGUCGACAACAAGUGCCCGAGUGGAAAAUGAAUGUAUGGUGCGUGGGCAAGGAAAUUUCCGAAACGAAACUCAUUAUUUUGAGUAGUUGGCUUAAAAAUUGGAGAUAAACAAUUUUGACUGCACAGUCCUUGUUUUUCUUAAGCUGAUUGGAGUGCAGUGGUGAAAGUCACCUUUAGAAACAAAGUUGUUGGAAGAGAGCUCUUCUCAAGAACUUUCUAUCUGCCUUCGAGUGGUUCUUUACCACAACAACCGCGACGAUAAUUGGGCAAGACUUUGGUACAGAAUAAGAAGCACUCCAUUAAGUUAAACCAAUCGACUCAAGGAUAAGUAGGGACGAGUGAGUAGGUUGGAGAAAGCAGGCAGCAUAGAAAUGCAUAAGCCCAACCAACGUGUAUUUAAGUAUGUAGGAGUUUUGCUGCUGCCGUCGCACAGCAGGAAGCAGGGAUUUAUAAUGGAUUUGUUUUUUUGCAUAACAAAAUUGUUUUAGGCAAUCUUGCAAGAGAGACGAGGAAAAAAAAUAUUUCAUUCCGAGAAGUGAAAGCAAAUCAAAUUUUAAAUAGGGUGAGUUUUUUGUAGGAUUUCUUAGAGUCAGAGUCAGACAUUUUUUGUGUGUCGCUAAUGUGAUUUAUUUGACGAAGGUUUGCAUUCUCUGAUUAUUUAGAUAUGUAUGAAUAUUGCGGAGGUGUCUAGUUUGACGCCUACAAGCAUAAAGCAUUUUCCAAUUACGAGGAAAAUUCUCAGUUAAUUAACUAUAAGACCAAAAAAACAAAGUGUAUGAUAAACUAAAUAUGUAUUAAUUAUGGACAAUAUUGUAACCAUCUUACGCACAUCAACUGAACCAAUUGUUGCAUACAUUCAUAACUCUUAACUACUUAUUAGAAAAAUAUGUAACAAAUUAUUUAGUAUUUAGUCAACCAAGAUUGUCACCAGCAAAAAAAACCAGUAACGUGUCAAGUUACCUAUUUAUGUAUCUAUCUACGUCAAAUUCUAUAUAUCUCAUGCUUACAGGACGUGAAUGCACAGCUCCACAUGGAAAAUUCGGUCUUUCCUCGGGGGAAGAAAUCCGAAAAAGGGAAUCGAAAAGGGGUCGUGCCAUCCGGCACGUCGGGGGCACUGACGGGU